Molecule: messenger RNA, 1476 nt
Organism: Panicum virgatum (switchgrass)
Lineage: Eukaryota; Viridiplantae; Streptophyta; Magnoliopsida; Poales; Poaceae
Product: allene oxide synthase 2-like
Exons: 2
Coding region: 154-1476 (440 amino acids)
Biological process (GO): sterol metabolic process
Molecular function (GO): heme binding; iron ion binding; oxidoreductase activity, acting on paired donors, with incorporation or reduction of molecular oxygen
Source: RefSeq, a predicted model, not a curated record
CAUCGAUCUUCAUUCCCUCUUCCAAACCUUGCGAAGAGAGUUACGUGACAAGCAAGGGGAGGACGAAUUUACGGAAACUAGUAGCCGGCCGCGAGCACCGAUCGAUAGAUUAAUUAGAAGAGCAUCUUGCAGGCACCCGGAGAGUUUGCGGUCAUGGCGAGCUCCGAUCAGCAGGGUUCGUCCGGCGGCGCUCCGAAGCCGGUGCCGGGCAGCUACGGGCUGCCGGUGAUCGGCGCCGUGCGGGACCGCCUGGACUUCUACUACUUCCAGGGCCAGGACAAGUACUUCGAGUCCCGCGUCGAGCGCUACGGCUCCACCGUCGUGCGCAUCAACGUGCCGCCGGGCCCGUUCAUGGCCAAGGACCCGCGGGUGGUCGCCGUCCUCGACGCCAAGAGCUUCCCCGUGCUCUUCGACAUGGACAAGGUCGAGAAGAAGAACCUCUUCACGGGCACCUACAUGCCCUCCACCUCGCUCACCGGCGGCUACCGCGUGUGCUCGUACCUGGACCCGUCCGAGCCCACCCACGCCAAGGUCAAGCAGGUGCUCUUCAACCUCCUGCUCUCCCGCAAGGAUGAGGUCAUCCCGACCUUCCACUCCAACUUCUCCUCGCUCCUCGCCACCGUCGAAUCGGAGCUCGCCAGGGCCGGCAAGGCCGAGUUCAACAAGCUCAACGACGUCACGUCCUUCGACUUCAUCGGCGAGGCCUACUUCGGCGUGCGCCCCUCGUCAACCGACCUCGGCAGCGGCGGGCCGACCAAGGCCGCCAAGUGGCUCAUCUGGCUCCACCCCCUCGUCACGCUCGGCCUGCCCAAGAUCCUCGAGGAGCCGCUCCUCCACACCUUCCACCUCCCGCCCUUCCUCGUCAAGGGCGACUACAAGGCGCUGUACAGGUACUACUCGGCCGCCGGGAAGCAGGCGCUCGACAUGGCCGAGGGCCUGGGCCUGUCGCGGGAGGAGGCCUGCCACAACCUGCUGUUCGCCACGACGUUCAACAGUUACGGCGGCCUCAAGGUGUUCUUCCCGGGUCUCGUGGCGAACGUCGCCGGCGCCGGCGAGAAGAUCCACGAGCGGCACGCCAAGAAGGACCUGGAGAUCGAGAGCCACGACGGCGUGUUCCAGGUGAGGAAGGGCGAGAUGCUGUUCGGGUACCAGCCGUGCGCCACCAAGGACGCCCGCGUGUUCGGCGCCACGGCGGGGCAGUUCGUGCCCGACCGGUUCGUCGGCGACGAGGGCAGCAAGCUGCUGCAGUACGUGUACUGGUCCAACGGCCGCGAGACCGAGAGCCCCAGCGUCGGCAACAAGCAGUGCCCCGGCAAGAACUUGGUGGUGCUCGUCGGCAGGCUCCUCGUCGUAGAGCUGUUCCUCCGCUACGACACCUUCACCGCCACCGUCGACACGGAGUUGCUUGGCACCAGCGUCUUCUUCACCGGCGUGACAAAGGCUACAUCCGGCCCUGGCGCCAGCAGCAGCGAGUAG